Molecule: messenger RNA, 393 nt
Organism: Macrosiphum euphorbiae (potato aphid)
Lineage: Eukaryota; Metazoa; Arthropoda; Insecta; Hemiptera; Aphididae
Source: the annotation of a GenBank genome assembly
AUGGUAAAAGCACGAUCUCCAAGAUCAAUUUGGAUGAAGAGUUGGCUGUCGGAUAAGACAAAAUUUGGUCACUUACCAUUAAUUAGUGAAGUUAGAAAUAAUAAUCCUGAAGAUUUUAAAAAUUAUUUAAGAAUUGAUGGAACAACAUUUGAUUUCUUACUAGGUUUAAUUGGACCAUUAAUACAAAAAGAGGAUACCAUCAUGAGGGAAAGUAUUCCUCCAGAACAAAGAUUGUUAGCAACACUAACAUUUUUAGCUACUGGUAUGACUUACCAAAGACUAAAAUGUUCAACUGCCAUAUCAGCUAGCAGCUUAUGCGAAAUAAUACCAGAGACUUGUGAUGCAAUUUUUAAAGUUUUGAAAAAGGAUUACCUAACUGUAAGUAUUGUAUAA